GUGGCACAGGCCGGCAGAAGACAGGGCUGCUGGGGCCCACUGGGGACUCCUCCUUCAGGCCUCCACUCCACCCAGGUGCUCCUGUGGGCUCCAGGGUCUCCCACCCCUCAUCCCGUCUGCAGCAGCCAUGCAGAAAGCCCGGGGGAACCGGGGAGAAUCUGUCAGCCCAAGGGCACCCCCCAGCCCAGGUGUGCCCCCAAAAAGGGCCAAAGUGGGGACCGGGGCUGGAGCAAGGGCUGGAGUUGGGGCUGGAGCCCAGGGAACAAGAGCAGGGGCCCCAGUCUUCCUUCGGCAACUGAAGAACACAGCCGUUUUCUCUGGCCGGGAUGUGAGGCUGCAGGUGGUGGUGAGUGGGACACCCCAGCCUGGCCUCAGAUGGUUCCGAGAUGGGGAUCCCCUUCCUGACCCAUCCCCGGACCCCAGCUGCCUUUGGCUCCGGGGCUGCAGGGCCCAGGAUGCAGGAGCAUACACCUGUACCGCCAGGAAUGAGCAGGGAGAGGCUUCCUCCACGGGGGUGCUGACUGUGCUGGAGGUGGAAGUUUUCCGCUCCUGCAGAAAGCAAAGUUACGACUCGGAGACCGGUGAAGAUGAUAUCAGUGAUGCCCAAGGGACACAGCGCCUGGAACUACAAGAUGAUGGGGCCUUCAGCACUCCCACAGGGGGGUCAGACACCCUGGUGGGCUCCUCCCUCGACACCCCCCCGACCUCCGUGACGGGGACCUCCGAGGAGCAGGCGAGCUGGUGGGGCAGCGGGCAGACGGUGUUGGAGCAGGAGGCGGGCGGCAACGGCGGUGGUUCCCGCCGGCUCCCAGGCAGCCCAAGGCAAGCACAGGCAGCCGGGGCCGGGGCCGGGCCGCGGCACCUGGGGGUGGAGCCGCUGGUGCGGGCAUCUCGUGCUAAUCUGGUGGGCACAAGCUGGGGGUCAGAGGAUAGCCUUUCGGUGGCCAGUGACCUGUACGGCAGCGCGUUCAGCCUGUACAGAGGACGAGCCCUCUCCAUACACGUCAGUGUGCCGCAGGGUGGGCUCCGGAGAGAGGACCCUGACCCUCAGCCCCCGACGGCCAGUGAAGCUCCCAGACGGCCCGCCCAGCCACCUCCUUCCAAAUCGGCUCUGCUACCCCCACCCUCCCCAAGGGUGGGGAAACGUCCUCCUCCUGGGCCUAGUGCACAGCCCCCCGCCACCCCCACCUUGCCCCAUAGGAAGCCUCAGGAGCCAGGGCCGGUUGAAGACUUGGAAGAGAAGAGAGGGAAGAAGCCCAAGUCAUCCGGGCCCUCACUGCCGGGCACCCUGGAGUCUCGCUCCCAGACACCUCUGAGUGAAACUUCUGGCCGGCUUUCUGGGGUGCGCUGCUCCCCGCGGUUGGUGAGAGCUGGCUCCCGGAUCUUAGACAAACUGCAGUUCUUUGAGGAACGCCGGCGCAGCCUGGAGAGGAGUGACUCCCCGGUUCCUCUGAGGGCAUGGGUUCCUUUGCGGAAGGCGAGAUCCCUGGAUCAGCCGAAGGCCGAAGCGGGGCAGUGGGACACACCUGGGACUUCGAGGGAAGAGUUGCGGGCUGGCUCUCGAGGAGAGCUGGGCACGGUGGCAGAGAGGCGCUGGGCCUUUCGGCAGAAGGCGGCCUCCCUGGACGAGAGGGUCCGGCAGCGUAGCCCCAGCCCAGCCUCUGACCUUGAACUCCGCUUUGCCCAGGAGCUGGGGCGCAUUCGCCGCUCGGCCUCCAGGGAGGAGUUAGUACGAUCUCAUGAGUCCCUACGGUCCACAUUGCAGAGGGCCCCAUCCCCCCGGGACCCAGGGGAGCCUCCCCUGUUCUCGAGCCCCUCAACCCCAAAGACUCCCCCACCAGAGAGCACCUCCACUAUCCAGCAGCUGGCCCUGAGCAGCGUGGGGAGGGUUGGAGAGGAGGCAGCAGGAAAGGGGUCCGGUGUGGCCAGAGGCCGAGGGCUGGCAGGCAGGACAGAGCUUGGUGAAGGCCACCAGCAAGAGGUUCGGCGGAGAGAUCAGUUCCCACUUACUAGGGGGAGGGCUAUCCAGGAAUCCAGGAGCCCCGAGCCCCCUGAGCCCAGGACAAAAGCACAUCCAGGCCGGAAGCGGGAUCCCCCCAUGCAAGCUGUCCGCUUCUUACCCUGGGCCAUGCCUGAGCCAGAGGGGACUGCCAUCUCCCCAAACCUGGAAAAGAACCAGCCUGGGCCUGAGGCAGAGAAGAGACUACGAAGAGGCCCAGAGGAAGAUGGACCCUGGGGGGCCUGGGAUCGUCGAGCACCGCGGAGCAAGGGCAAAGGUCAUCAUCGGGCACGGCCUACCUCACCUGACCUUGAGUCCUCAGAUGACUCCUAUGUCUCAGCUGGAGAGGAGCCCUUGGAAGCUCCCAUCUUUGAGAUACCUCUGCAGAACGUGCUGGUGGCUCCGGGGUUCGACGCAAUGCUCAAAUGUAUUGUCACAGCCAACCCCCCAGCCCAAGUGUCUUGGCAAAAGGAAGGCACGGCCCUCCAGAGCAGUGAGCGGGUCCUCAUCCGGGCGGAAGGGGAGAGACACACUCUGGUGCUGCAGGAAGCCCGGCUAGCUGAUGCUGGUCACUACACCAUCACCGCCACCAAUGAGUUGGGCCAGGCCAGCUGCAAUGCUUCACUCUCUGUUGAGCCUGGAGGUGCCACAUCCCCUUUCAGCAGCCCCAUCACAUCAGAUGAAGAGUAUUUGAGCCCUCCUGAGGAGUUCCCAGAACCAGAGGAGGCCUGGCACCGAACUUCUGCCAUGAAGCUCAGCCCCAGCCAGACUCAAAGCAGCCCCGACACCAGCUCCAGGGCUCCCCCCAUCUUCAAGGUUUCACUCAUGGACCAGUCCGUAAGGGAGGGCCAGGAUGUGACCCUGAGCAUCCGAGUGCAGGGGGAGCCCAAACCUGUUGUCUCCUGGCUUCGGAAUCGCCAGCCUGUACGCCCGGACCAAAGACGCUUUGCAGAGGAGGCAGAAGGGGGUUUGUGUCGGCUGCGUAUCCUGGCGGCAGAACGCGGAGAUGCCGGCUUCUAUACCUGCAAGGCAGUGAACGAAUAUGGCACCCGGCAGUGUGAGGCCAGACUGGAGGUCAGAGCGCACCCUGAAAGUCGGUCCCUGGCGGUGGUGGCCCCCCUGCAGGACGUGAACGUGGGGGCCGGGGAGAUGGCGCUCUUUGAGUGCCUGGUCACGGGCCCUCCGGACGUGGAGGUAGACUGGCUGUGUCGGGGCCGGCUGCUGCAGCCUGCCCUGCUCAAGUGUAAGAUGCACUUUGAUGGGAGGAAGUCCAAGCUGCUGCUCACAUCUGUGCACGAAGAUGACAGUGGUGUCUAUACCUGCAAGCUUAGUACAGCCAAAGAUGAACUGACUUGCAGUGCCCGACUGACUGUCCGGCCCUCAAUGGCUCCAUUGUUCACAAGGAUGUUGGAGGAUGUAGAGGUAUUGGAGGGCCGUGGAGCUCGGUUUGAUUGCAAGAUCAGUGGCUUGCCGCCCCCCACCAUCACCUGGACUCAUUUUGGCAACCCCGUGGAGGAGAAUGACAAUGUGCGGCUGCGGCACGAAGGGGGCCUUCAUUCCCUGCUCAUAGCCCACGUGGGCAGUGAGGAUGAAGGCUUGUAUGAAGUCAGUGCCACCAACAUUCAUGGCCAGGCCAGCUGCUCUGCCCAGCUCUAUGUGGAAGAACCACGCUCAUCCACUUCAGGUCCCAGCUCCAAGCUGGAGAAGAUGCCUUCCAUCCCUGAGGAACCUGAGCAGGGAGAGCUGGAGCGGUUGUCCAUGCCGGAUUUCCUCCGGCCUCUGAUGGACCUGGAGGUGGGGCUGGCCAAGGAGGCGGCCCUGGAGUGCCAGGUGACUGGCCUGCCCUACCCCACCAUCAGUUGGUUCCACAAUGGUCAGCGCAUCCAGAGUUCGGACGACCGUCGAAUGACACAGUACAGGGAUGUACAUCGACUGGUGUUCCCGAUGGUGGGGCCACAACACGCUGGUGUCUACAAAAGCGUCAUCGCUAACAAGCUGGGCAAGGCUGCCUGUUAUGCCCACCUCUAUGUCACAGAUUUGGUGCCUGGUCCUCCUGAGGGGCCCCCCCAGGUGGUGAAUGUGACUGGGAGGAUGGUCUUGCUCAAAUGGAGUCCUCCCAGAAGUGCCGACAUGGCCAUCGAUCCAGACACCCUGACCUACACAGUUCAGCACCAAGUGGUAGGUUCAGGCCAGUGGACAGCUCUGGUCACCGGACUGCGGGAGCCAAGCUGGGCAGCCAUGGGGCUGCGCAAGGGGGCACAACACAUCUUCCGAGUCCUCAGCACCACGGUCAAGAGCAGUAGCAAACCUUCCCCAGCCUCUGAACCUGUGCAGCUGCUGGAACGGGGCCCUGUUCUGGAAGAGGCCCCCGUUGUGCUGGACAAGCCAGAUGUGGUGUAUGUGGUAGAGGGGCAGCCGGUCAGCGUCACCAUCACCUUCAACCACGUGGAAGCCCAAGUCGUGUGGAGGAGCUGUCGAGGGGCACUGUUGGAGGCGCGUGCAGGCAUGUAUGAGCUGAGCCAACCAGAUGAUGACCAGUACUGUCUGCGCAUUUGCCACGUGAAUCGCAGAGACGUGGGCCCCCUCAGCUGUACAGCACGGAACCGGCAUGGCACCCAGGCUUGCUCUGUCACCCUGGAACUCGCAGAGGCACCAAGGUUCGAGUCCAUUAUGGAGGAUGUGGAGGUGGGAUCCGGGGAGACGGCUCGUUUUGCCGUUGUGGUGGAAGGGAAGCCACUGCCUGACAUCAUGUGGUACAAGGAGGAGGCGCUGUUGGAGGAGAGCAGCCACGUGAGCUUCGUGUACGAGGAGAGCGAGUGCUCCUUGGUCGUGCUGAGCACGGGACCCCAAGAUGGCGGCGUCUAUACCUGCACAGCCCGCAACCUGGCGGGGGAAGUAUCGUGCAAGGCUGAGCUUGCCAUUCGAACAGCUCAGACAUCCAUGGAGAUUGAGGGAGGAGGGGAAGAUGAAGAGCUGCGGGGUCGGAGGCUUAGUGACUUCUAUGAUAUCCAUCAGGAGAUCGGCAGAGGUGCCUUCUCCUACCUUCGUCGGGUGGUGGAGCGGAGUUCUGGCCUCGAGUUUGCCGCCAAGUUCAUCCCAAACCAGGCCAAGCCAAAGGCAUCUGCACGUCGAGAAGCUGGGCUAUUGGCCAGGCUCCAGCAUGACUGUGUCAUCUACUUCCACGAAGCCUUUGAGAGGCGACGGGGGCUUGUUAUCGUCACUGAACUCUGCACAGAAGAGCUUUUAGAAAGAAUGGCCAGGAAACCAACCGUGUGUGAGUCUGAGAUCCGGGCUUAUGUGAAGCAAGUGUUGGAGGGGAUCGCUUACCUUCACCAGAACCAUGUUCUGCACCUGGAUGUCAAGCCCGAGAACCUGCUGGUGUGGGAUGGGGCUGGGGGCGCAGAGCAAGUGCGAAUCUGUGACUUCGGCAAUGCCCAGGAACUGACACCAGAAGAACCCCAGUACUGCCAAUAUGGCACCCCUGAAUUCGUGGGGCCUGAGAUCGUCAACCAGACCCCCGUGUCCAGAGUCACCGAUGUCUGGCCUGUGGGCGUUGUUGCCUUCCUCUGUCUGACUGGGAUCUCGCCUUUCGUCGGGGAGAACGACCGGACAACACUGAUGAACAUCCGGAACUACAACGUGGCCUUUGAGGAAACAACGUUCCUCAGCCUGAGCCGAGAGGCCCGAGGCUUCCUCAUUAAAGUUCUAGUUCGAGACCGGCUGCGGCCCACAGCCGAGGAAACCUUGGAGCACGCUUGGUUUAAGGCAACGGCAAAGGGUGCAGAUAUCAGCACUGACCACCUGAAGCUGUUCCUGUCUCGAAGGAGGUGGCAGCGUUCCCAGAUCAGCUACAAGUGCCAUCUGGUGCUGCGCCCGAUCCCAGAAUUGCUGCGGGCUCCCCCUGAGCGGGUGUGGGUGGCGGUGCCUCGGCGCCCACCCCCGGGGGGUCUUUCGUCUUCCUCAGACUCAGAAGAAGAGGAGCUGGAAGAAUUGCCUUCUGUGCCUCGGCCGCUGCUGCCCGAGUUCUCAGGCUCCCGAGUGUCCCUCACUGACAUCCCCACCGAGGAUGAUGCCCCCGGGGCGGCCGACACUAGGGAUUCCGCCCCCAUGGACUGGCAGGAGCAGGGUGGGCCGCCCCCAGGAGAUAGGAGCGCUGCUGGCUCUCAGGCACUCCCCUCCCCAGGCCCACAGCCUCCUGAAACGGCUGCCCCCCGCCGGGCGGAGCUUCGCAGGGGCAGCUCAGCAGAGAGCGCCUUGCCCGGGGCAGGGCUGCGGGAGCCGGGCCGGGGGCUGCAGAAGGCAGCCUCUGUGGACCUGCCCCAGCGCCGCAGCCCUAGCCCGGGGGCUGCCCACCUGGCACGGGGGGGCCUGGGCGAGGGAGAGUACGCCCAGAGGCUCCAGGCCCUGCGGCAGAGGCUCCUACGGGUAGGCCCCGAAGACGGCAAGGUCAGCGGCCUCAGGGGACCUCUGCUAGAGAGCCUGGGGGGUGGAGGAAGGGCCCGUGACCCCCGGCUGGCACGGGCUGCCUCCAGUGAGGCAGCCCCCCGACAUCCACUGCCCCCCGAGGCCCGCAGCCUUCAGAAAAGCAGUAGUUUUUCCCAGGGGGAGGCAGAACCCAGGGGGAGGCACCGACGGGCCGGAGCCCCCUUGGAGAUCCCCGUGGCCCGACUAGGGGCCAGGAAGUUACAGGAGUCACCUUCCCUGUCUGCCCUCAGCGAGGCCCAGCCUCACAGCCCUGCCAAACCCAUCCCUGCCAAGUUAUCUCCUACAAAACCUGCUUCCCCGGGACCCGCCGAGCAGCCCUUGGCUUCCUCCAGGGGCUCGCCCCGGCCAGCGCCCCCCAAGACUGCUCGAAAAGAGCAAGUGCCUAAGCCAGGACCUUCCAGGACCCCAGAACCCCCAAAGGCAGCGGUGGUCUCUCCAGUCCCAGAGACCCCCCUUACCCCUUAUGCCCAGAUCAUACAGACUCUCCAACUGCCUGGCACUCCAAAGAUCGUCUUGGGGCCUCCACCAGAGCCCAAGCCCCACGCGGCUGUCUUUGCCAAGGUGGCUUCUCCACACGCCGCCGGCAAGCCAGGGCUGGGAGUCAAGGGGCUUGCUCCCCCUCCUGGGGAGAAGACUGUGCUUCCUUCAAGGCCUGCUGGCUCAGACAGGAGCUUAAGCAGCAUUGAAAAUCUGGACUCGGAGGAAGUGUUUGAAGCGAAAUUCAAGAGAAGCCGCCAGUCUCCCCUGGCUCGGAGACUGAGGAUGCUGAGCCGCUCUCAGUCAGAGGAGCGGGGCCCUUUCCGGGGAUCGGAGGAGGAAGAUGGCAUAUAUAGGCCCAGCCCGGCUGGCACCCCACUGGAGCUAGUGAAGCGGCCUGAGCGGUCCAGGUCCGUGCAGGACCUCCGGGGGCCCGGGGGGACUGGGGAGCUGGGGCUAGUACGACGCCUCUCGCUGUCCCUGUCCCAGAGGCUACGCCGCACACCCCCCUCCCAACGUCACCCGUCCUGGGGGUCUCCCCGGGCCGGGGAUGGUGAGAGCUCAGAGGGGGGUGACUCGGCCAGGGGGUCCCCGGUGCUGGCGGUUCGGAGGAAGCUCAGUGCCACCCUGGAGCGCCUCUCAGGGCGUCUGCACCGGAGCGGCAGCAGCGAGGACUCGGGAGGCCGGUCUGGGGGUAGCACACCGCUGCUGGGCCGACUGCGCAGGGCGACAUCCGAGGGAGAGAGCCUGAGGCGUCUCGGCCUGCCCCACAACCAGCUGUCGGCCCAAGCGGGCACGGCCACACCCUCGGCAGAGUCGCUGGGUUCUGAGGCUAGCGCUACCUCAGCCUCUUCAGGUCCUGGGGAAGGCCGGACUCGGUCCCGCUGGGAUCGCUGGGGCCUGUCAAGGUCACGGAAGGACAGAGGGUCAUCGCAACCUAACCUCCCAGCCAGUGUCCAGGAGGGUUCCACUUUGGGCUACGAAUAUGUGCGCAGUGAGUCAGAUUUCCCCCCUGUCUUUCAUAUCAAGCUGAAGGACCAGGUGCUGCUAGAUGGGGAGGCAGCUACCCUCCUGUGCCUCCCAGCGGCCUGCCCUGCACCCCAAAUAUCCUGGACAAAAGACAAACAGUCCCUCCGGUCAGAACCAUCAGUGACUAUAGUAUCCUGCAAAGAUGGGAGGCAGCUGCUGACCAUCCCUCGUGCUGGGAAGCGCCAUGCUGGGCUGUAUGAGUGUUCUGCCCGCAAUGCCUUGGGCAGCGCCACCAGCUCCUGCACUCUGGCUGUGGCCCGCCUCCCAGGCAAGCUGGCUCCCCCUGAAGUGCCCCAGAAAUACCAGGAUACAGCAUUGGUGGUGUGGAAGCCCGGAGAUAGUCGAGCCCCUUGUACAUACACGCUGGAGCGACGUAUAGAUGGGGAAUCCAUAUGGCACUGUGUGAGCUCAGGUAUCACUGACUGCUACUACAACGUCACCCAGCUGCCACCGGGCAUGACUGUGAGGUUUCGAGUGGCCUGUGCCAACCGAGCCGGGCAGGGCCCCUUCAGCAAUGCGUCAGAGAGGGUCCUUGUUGGAAAAGCCACAGAUACCCCAGUUUUGAAAUCUACCACUCAACAGGAAAUCCCUAUUACCUCAGUGCCAGCUGGGACCCCCAUUCCUUCCACUCCUACCUCACCUAUCUCUCCCCCAGCCCCAGCCUCUGCAGCUUGCCCAACCUCUACAGCCCCAACCACACCAACUUCAGCCACCCCAACCCCAGCCUCUCCAGCCCCGGCCUCCCCAGGCCCCCCAGCUUCUCCAGUCUCUCCAACCCCAGUUCCUGAGCCUGCAUCUCCCGUGGCUCCAGCCUCUACACAAUCUCUUCCUUCAGCCCCUGCCUCCCCCUCUCCCCCAACACCCCUCAACCAGGUCCAGUCUCACCUCAAGGCUAUAGGUCCACCUCCCCCAACCCCUCCACGAAAGCACAGGGGUCUGCUGGCUGCACGGCAAGCAGAGGUCACAUCCCCCAGUGAUCAGCCCCCACCUAGUGGGCCUGAGUCUCCUGCUUCCAACACAAAAGCCCCAUCCCCUAGCACCCCUGAGAGUAAAGCAACCUCCUCCCCAGCCCCUAUGUAUAUGGUGACUUCUUUUGUGUCAGAACCCACCAUCCCUGAGCCCCAAGCCCCUGAGCCCACCCCCAGCCCCACUAAAGCGACCGUGCACAGCCCCACCCCAGCCAAGGAGAGGCUCAGCUCUCCGGGAGGCAGACCCCCCAGCUCUGCUGGCCCUGAGGGCACCACGCUUCGUCAGGGACCUCCUCAAAAACCCUACACCUUCCUGGAGGAAAAGGCCAGGGGUCGGUUUGGUGUGGUGAGGGCCUGCCGGGAGAAUGCCACAGGCCGGUCAUUCGUGGCAAAGAUCGUCCCCUAUGUGGCCGAGGGCAAGCAGCGGGUGCUUCAGGAGUAUGAAGUAUUACGCUCUCUACACCAUGAGCGGCUCAUGUCCCUGCACGAGGCGUACAUCACCCCCCGCUACCUUGUGCUCAUCGCAGAGAGCUGUGGGAACCGGGAGCUGCUCUGUGGACUCAGUGAACGGUUUCGGUACUCUGAGGACGACGUGGCCACCUAUGUGGUCCAGCUGCUGCAGGGCCUGGAAUACCUCCAUGACCACCACGUGCUGCACCUGGACAUCAAACCUGACAACUUGCUGCUCACACACGACAACGCUCUCAAGAUCGUGGACUUUGGCAGUGCCCAGCCCUACAGCCCCCAGGCCCUGCAGCCCCUGGGCCACCGCACCGGCACGCUGGAGUACAUGGCUCCUGAGAUGGUGAAAGGCGAACCCAUUGGCUCUGCCACAGACAUCUGGGGUGUUGGUGUGCUCACCUACAUCAUGCUCAGUGGACGCUCCCCAUUUUAUGAGCCAGACCCCCGGGAGACAGAGGCCCGGAUUGUUGGGGGCCGCUUUGAUGCCUUUCUGCUGUACCCCAAUACCUCCCAGAGUGCUGCCCUCUUUUUGCGCAAGGUUCUUUCUGUCCACCCCUGGAGCCGGCCCUCACUGCAGGACUGCUUGGCGCACCCCUGGCUGCAGGACGCCUACCUGAUGAAGCUCCGGCGCCAGACGCUGACUUUUACCACCAACAGGCUGAAGGAGUUCUUGGGGGAACAGAAACGCCGACGGGCGGAGGCUGCCACCCGCCAUAAGGUGCUGCUGCGCUCCUACCCUGGCAGCCCUUAGCCUCCCGGACCUCGGACCCCUCCGGCCUCCCGGCCCUCGGGCUCUGGGAUCCCUGCAAUCCGGCUCCUGGACUCCCCUGCCCUUGCACACGGGACAUUCCAGGGGCUUAUGGCAGCACUGGGGUAGGGUGGGGGGAGACAGAGAGGCCAACGGGGACCGGACACCACCAGCAACAGCCAACCAGGUGGCAUUACCUCAUGGACCCACGGGCAACGGGAGCCCCAGGGAUAGCAUAAGCCCCACCUGGGCUACGCCGGGCUUCAACCAGGCUGAAGGACUGAGGGUUGGGGGAGAUGAGGGACAAGAAGAGAAAGAGGACUGGGGUGGCGGGGGCAGAGAGAAAGGGACAUGAUGAAGGGGAGGCCUCGGAGGGGGUCUAGCUGUUGGAUGGGGAGCCCUUGGGGGAGAUCGAAGGGAACGAUGAUGAGGCUGGGUGUGAGCACCAUUACUGAAGAGAAGAAAGUGCAGGAAUAGGGAGUGAGACAGCCGGCAGCAUAGGGCCGACGGGAUGGGAGAGAUCAGUGGAAAGAGUGAUAAACCAGAAAGGUGGGAGCAAAAGAGGGGACGCCAGUUAGGUGAGUGAAUGAUGGCGCCUGGGACGCUGGGGAGGUGUUCAGUCUGCGGGAGUUGAGAUUAGGGGGCACUGGGUCGCAGAACCAAGACUGUCCAUCUUAGAUAAGGAGGCUCAAGGACAGGAUAGCCUAGAGGUUGGGAAUCAGUGAGGCUGAAGAGCUCAUCCUUCCUUUGCUCUCCCCUCUCUGCCCAGUGAGGGGGGAGGAAGGGGUCUUGCUCCUGUCCUCUCAGCUUGUGGCCCAAGGCUUCUUGCACCGGGCUUGAGAUGGUCCCAGCACCUUCCUCCUCCCGCCCCCAACCCUCGCAGCCUUUGCCUUCACCACCCUCAUAUUUAUUUAUUUAUUGACUUUUGUGAAGUUUUCCCUUCCUCUCUCCAUCCAUCCCCCAACCCCUCUCUCCAGUGUUGUCCUGAGCCCUGCCUAUCUCUCCAUCCUCCAUCCAUCUGUCUGUCUGUCCCAGGGCCAAUAAAAACAACAAGCA
This is a messenger RNA of Dromiciops gliroides (monito del monte), 11224 nucleotides long. RefSeq names its product striated muscle enriched protein kinase (gene SPEG). The transcript has 42 exons. The coding region runs from base 128 to 10171 and encodes 3347 amino acids. Gene Ontology annotation, molecular function: protein kinase activity; ATP binding; protein binding. The record is from RefSeq and is a predicted model, not a curated record. Gene Ontology annotation, biological process: protein phosphorylation; muscle cell differentiation. Lineage: Eukaryota; Metazoa; Chordata; Mammalia; Microbiotheria; Microbiotheriidae.